This is a messenger RNA of Acanthosepion pharaonis, 8049 nucleotides long. The record is from the annotation of a GenBank genome assembly. Lineage: Eukaryota; Metazoa; Mollusca; Cephalopoda; Sepiida; Sepiidae.
AUGCCUCCUUUCAGCAACCACUUUUUAUACGAAAUUUUUUCUUUCUUUCUAAUCUUUCCUCGUGUAUUUCUUUCUGACUGUAGUGUCUUCCUUCUUUCUCUCUUUCUUUCUUUCUCUUCUCAUUUCUCUUUUUCUUUCUAUCACUCGUUCUUUCUGUAUGUCUGUCGCUCGUUCUUUCUUUCUUUCUUUCUUUCUUUCUUUCUAUCUGUCUGUCACUCAUUCUUUUUUUCUAUCGCUCGUUCGUUCUUUCUUUCUAUCUGUCUGUCGCUCGUUCUUUCUUUCUUUCUUUCUAUCGCUCGUUCGUUCGUUCUUUCUUUCUGUCUUUCUUUCUUUCUUUCUCUCUGUCUGUCACUUUUUUUUUCUAUCUUUCGUUCGUUUUUUUCUUUCUAUCUGUCUGUCGCUCGUUCUUUUCUUUCUUUUCUUUUCUUUCUUUCUUUCUAUCUGUCUGUUCGUUCUUUCUUUCUUUCUUUCUUUCUUUCUUUCUCUCUGUCUGUCUUUCAUUCUUUUUUUCUAUCGCUCGUUCGUUCUUUCUUUCUAUCUGUCUGUCUUUCGUUCUUUCUUUCUUUCUUUCUUUCUUUCUUUUUUCUUUCUUUCGUUUUCUUUUCUUUCUAUCGCCCGUUCGUUCGUUCUUUCUGUCUUUCUUUCUUUCUUUCUCUCUUUGUGUUCUCAUUCUUUUUUUCUAUCUCUCGUUCGUUCUUUCUUUCUAUCUGUCUGUCUCGUUCGUUCUUUCUUUUCUUUCUUUCUUUCUUUCUUUUUAUCUGUCUGUCACUCAUUCUUUUUUUCUAUCGCUCGUUCGUUCUUUCUUUUCUAUCUGUCUGUCUUUCGUUCUUUCUUUCUUUCUUUCUUUCUUUCUAUCGCUCGUUCGUUCUUUCUUUCUUUCUUUCUUUCUUUUCUUUUUUCUAUCUGUCUGUCCUCAUUCUUUUUUUUUCUAUCGCUCGUUCGUUCUUUCUUUCUAUCUGUCUGUCGCUCGUUCUUUCUUUCUUUCUUUCUUUCUUUCUUUCUAUCUAUCGUUCGUUCGUUCUUUCUUUCUGUCUUUCUUUCUUUCUUUCUAUCUGUCUGUCACUCAUUCUUUUUUUCUAUCGCUCGUUCGUUCUUUCUUUCUAUCUGUCUGUCGUUCUUUUUUUUUUCUUUCUUUCUUUCUUUCUUUCUUUCGUUCGUUCUUUCUUUCUGUCUUUCUUUCUUUUUUCUCUCUGUCUGUUCUUUCUUUUUUUCUAUUCGUUCUUUGUUUUUCUUUCUAUCUGUCUGUCGCUCAUUCUUUUUUUUCUUUCUUUCUUUCUUUCUUUCUUUCUAUCUGUCUGUCGUUCGUUCUUUUCUUUCUAUCUGUCUGUCUUUCGUUAUUUCUUUCUUUCUUUCUUUCUUUCUAUCGCGUUCGUUCGUUCUUUCUUUCUAUCUUUCUUUCUUUCUUUCUUUCUGUCUGUCACUCAUUCUUUUUUUUUUUCUAUCGCUCGUUCGUUCUUUCUUUCUAUCUGUCUGUCGCUCGUUCUUUCUUUCUUUUCUUUCUAUCUUUCUUUCGUUCUUUCUUUCUUUUCUGUCUUUCUUUCUUUCUUUCGUUCUUUUUUUUCUAUCUUUCGUUCGUUUCUUUCUUUCUAUCUGUCUGUCGCUCGUUCUUUCUCUUUUUCUUUCUUUCGUUCUUUCUUUCUAUCGCUCGUUCGUUCUUUCUUUCUAUCUGUCUGUCUUUCUUUCUUUCUUUCUUUCUUUUUUCUAUCGCUCGUUCGUUCGUUCUUUCUUUCUUUCUUUCUUUCUAUCUCUGUCUGUCACUCAUUCUUUUUUUUUCUAUCGCUCCUUCGUUCUUUCUUUCUAUCUGUCUGUCGCUCGUUCUUUCUUUCUUUCUUUCUUUUCUUUUUUCUUUCUUUCUUUCUUUCUAUCGUUUCGUUCGUUCGUUCUUUCUUUCUGUCUUUCUUUCUUUCUUUCUCUCUGUCUGUCACUCAUUCUUUUUUUCUAUCGCUCGUUCGUUCUUUCUUUCUAUCUGUCUGUCGCUCGUUCUUUCUUUCUUUCUUUCUUUCUUUCUUUCUUUCUUUCUUUCUAUCGUCCGUUCGUUCGUUCUUUCUUUCUGUCUUUCUUUCUUUCUUUCUUUCUCUCUGUCUGUCACUCAUUCUUUUUUUCUAUCGCUCGUUCGUUCUUUCUUUCUAUCUGUCUGUCGCUCGUUCUUUCUUUCUUUCUUUCUUUCUUUCUUUCUUUCUUUCUUUCUUUCUAUCGUCCGUUCGUUCGUUCUUUCUUUCUGUCUUUCUUUCUUUCUUUCUUUCUUUCUUUCUUUCUCUCUGUCUGUCACUCAUUCUUUUUUUCUAUCGCUCGUUCGUUCUUUCUUUCUAUCUGUCUGUCGCUCGUUCUUUCUUUUCUUUCUUUUUCUUUCUUUCUUUCUUUCUUUCUUUCUUUCUAUUGUCCGUUCGUUCGUUCGUUCUUUCUUUUUUCUUUCUUUCUUUCUUUCUCUCUGUCUGUCACUCAUUCUUUUUUUCUAUCGCUCGUUCGUUCUUUCUUUCUAUCUGUCUGUCGCUCGUUCUUUCUUUCUUUCUUUCUUUCUUUCUUUCUUUCUUUCUUUCUAUCGUUCGUUCGUUCUUUCUUUCUGUCUUUCUUUCUUUCUUUCUCUCUGUCUGUCACUCAUUCUUUUUUUCUAUCGCUCGUUCGUUCUUUCUUUCUAUCUGUCUGUCGCUCGUUCUUUCUUUUUCUUUCUUUUCUUUCUUUUUUUUUCUUUCUUUCUAUCGCUCGUUCGUUCGUUCUUUUUUUUUGUGUCUUUCUUUCUUUCUUUCUGUCUGUCACUCAUUCUUUUUUUCUAUCGCUCGUUCGUUUUUUUUUUUCUAUCUGUCUGUCGCUCGUUCUUUCUUUCUUUCUUUUUUUUUCUUUCAUCGCUCGUUCGUUCGUUCUUUCUUUCUGUCUUUCUUUCUCUCUGUCUGUCCUCAUUCAUUUUUUUUUUCUAUCGCUCGUUCGUUCUUUCUUUCUAUCUGUCUGUCGUUCGUUCUUUUUUUCUUUCUUUCUUUCUUUCUUUCUAUCGCCCGUUCGUUCGUUCUUUCUUUCUGUCUUUCUUUUCUUUCUUUCUUUCUCUCUGUCUGUCACUCAUUCUUUUUUUCUAUCACUCGUUCGUUCUUUCUUUCUAUCUGUCUGUCGCUCGUUCUUUCUUUCUAUCGUCCGGUCGUUCGUUCUUUCUUUCUGUCUUUCUUUCUUUCUUUCUAUCUGUCUGUCACUCAUUCUUUUUUCUAUCGCUCGUUCGUUCUUUCUUUCUAUCUGCCUGUCGUCGUUCUUUUUUUUUCUUUCUUUUCUUUUUUCUUUCGCUCGUUCGUUCGUUCUUUCUUUCUGUCUUUCUUUCUUUCUUUCUUUCUCUGUCUGUCACUCAUUCUUUUUUUUUUCUAUCGCUUUUCGUUCUUUCUUUCUAUCUGUCUGUCGCUCGUUCUUUCUUUCUUUCUUUCUAUCGCUCGUUCGUUCGUUCUUUCUUUCUGUCUUUCUUUCUUUCUUUCUCUCUGUCUGUCACUCAUUUUUUUUUUCUAUCGCUCGUUCGUUCUUUCUUUCUAUCUGUCUGUCGCUCGUUCUUUCUUUCUUUCUUUCUUUCUUUCUUUCUUUCUAUCGCUCGUUCGUUCUUUCUUUCUUUCUUUCUUUCUUUCUUUCUAUCUGUCUGUCACUCAUUCUUUUUUUCUAUCGCUCGUUCGUUCUUUCUUUCUAUCUGUCUGUCGCUCGUUCUUUCUUUCUUUCUUUCUUUCUUUCUUUCUUUCUAUCGCUCGUUCGUUCUUUCUUUUUCUGUCUUUUUUUUUUCUCUGUCUGUCACUCAUUCUUUUUAUCUAUCGCUCGUUCGUUCUUUCUUUCUAUCUGUCUGUCGUUCUUUUUUUCUUUCUUUUUUUCUUUCUUUCUUUCUUUCUAUCGCUCGUUCGUUCUUUCUUUCUGUCUUUCUUUCUUUCUUUCUCUCUGUCUGUCACUCAUUCUUUUUUUCUAUCACUCGUUCGUUCUUUCUUUCUAUCUGUCUGUCGCUCGUUCUUUCUUUCUUUCUUUCUUUCUUUCUUUCUAUCGUCCGUUCGUUCGUUCUUUCUUUCUGUCUUUCUUUCUUUCUUUCUAUCUGUCUGUCACUCAUUCUUUUUUUCUAUCGCUCGUUCGUUCUUUCUUUCUAUCUGUCUGUCGCUCGUUCUUUCUUUCUUUCUUUCUUUCUUUCUUUCUAUCGCUCGUUCGUUUUUUUUUUUCUGUCUUUCUUUCUUUCUUUUUUCUCUGUCUGUCACUCAUUCUUUUUUUUCUAUCGCUCGUUCGUUCUUUCUUUCUAUCUGUGUCUGUCGUUCUUUCUUUUCUUUUUUUUUCUUUCUUUUCUUUUCUUUCUAUCGUCCGUUCGUUCGUUCUUUCUUUUUUCUGUUUUCUUUCUUUCUUUCUUUUCUCUCUGUCUGUCACUCAUUUUUUUUUUCUAUCGCUCGUUCGUUCGUUCUUUUUCUUUCUAUAUGUCUGUCGCUCGUUCUUUCUUUCUUUCUUUCUAUCGCUCGUUCGUUCUUUCUUUCUUUCUUUCUUUCUUUCUUUUUCUCUCUGUCUGUCACUCAUUUUUUUUUCUAUCGCUCGUUCGUUCUUUCUUUCUAUCUGUCUGUCGCUCGUUCUUUCUUUCUUUUUCUUUCUUUCUUACUUUCUUUCUUUCUUUUCUUUCUAUCGUUCGUUCGUUCUUUCUUUCUAUCUGUCUGUCUUUCUUUCUUUCUUUCUUUCUUUCUUUCUAUCGCUCGUUCGUUCGUUUUUCUUUCUGUCUUUCUUUUUCUUUCUUUUUCUUGUCUCACUCAUUUUUUUUUCUAUCGUUCGUUCGUUCUUUCUUUCUAUCUGUCUGUCGCUCGUUCUUUCUUUCUUUCUUUCUUUCUUUCUAUCGCUCGUUCGUUCGUUCUUUCUUUCUGUCUUUCUUUCUUUCUUUCUCUCUGUCUGUCACUCAUUCUUUUUUUCUAUCACUCGUUCGUUCUUUCUUUCUAUCUGUCUGUCGCUCGUUCUUUUUUCUUUCUUUCUUUCCAUCGCUCGUUCGUUCGUUCUUUCUUUCUGUCUUUCUUUCUUUCUUUCUCUCUGUCUGUCACUCAUUUUUUUUCUGUCGCUCGUUCGUUCGUUCUUUCUUUCUAUCUGUCUGUCGCUCGUUCUUUCUUUCUUUCUUUCUUUCUUUCUUUCUUUCUUUCUUUCUUUCUUUCUAUCGCUCGUUCGUUCUUUCUUUCUAUCUGUCUGUCGCUCGUUCUUUCUUUCUUUCUUUCUUUCUUUCUAUCGCUCGUUCGUUCGUUCUUUCUUUCUGUCUUUCUUUCUUUCUUUCUCUCUGUCUGUCACUCAUUCUUUUUUUCUGUCGCUCGUUCUUUCUUUCUUUCUCUCUGUCUGUCACUCAUUCUUUUUUUCUAUCGCUCGUUGGUUCUUUCUUUCUAUCUGUCUGUCGCUCGUUCUUUCUUUCUUUCUUUCUUUCUUUCUUUCUUUUUUUCUAUCGCUCGUUCGUUCGUUCUUUCUUUCUUUCUUUCUUUUUUUCUUUCUCUCUGUCUGUCGUUCAUUCUUUUUUUCUGUCUUUCGUUUCUUUUUUUCUCUGUCUGUCACUCAUUUUUUUUUUUCUAUCGCUCGUUGGUUUCUUUCUUUCUAUCUGUCUGUCGCUCGUUCUUUCUUUUCUUUUCUUUCUUUCUUUCUAUCGCUCGUUCGUUCGUUCUUUCUUUUUCUGUCUUUUUUCUUUCUCUCUGUCUGUCGUUCAUUCUUUUUUUUCUUUCUAUCGCUCGUUCGUUCUUUCUUUCUAUCUGUCUGUCGUCUCAUUUCUUUCUUUCUUUCUUUUUUCUCUCUGUCUGUCACUCAUUCUUUUUUUCUAUCGCUCGUUCGUUCUUUCUUUCUAUCUGUCUGUCGCUCGUUCUUUCUUUCUUUCUUUCUUUCUUUCUUUCUUUCUUUCUUUCUUUUUUCUAUCUUUCGUUCGUUCUUUCUUUCUAUCUGUCUGUCGCUCUUUUCUUCUUUUCUUUCUUUCUUUCUCUUUCUUUCUUUCUUUCUUUUCUAUCGCUCGUUCGUUCUUUCUUUCUAUCUGUCUGUCGCUCGUUCUUUCUUUUUCUUUCUUUGUUUCUAUCGCUCGUUCGUUCUUUCUUUCUAUUUCUUUCUGUCUUUCUUUCUUUUUCUUUCUUUUCUCUGUCUGUCGUUCAUUCUUUUUUUCUAUCGUCUCGUUCGUUCUUUCUUUCUUUAUUGUCUGUCGCUCAUUCUUUCUUUCUUUUCUUUCUUUUCUCUCUGUCUGUCACUCAUUCUUUUUUUUCUAUCGCUCGUUCUUUCUUUCUUUCUAUCUGUCUGUCGCUCGUUCUUUUCUUUCUUUCUUUUCUCUGUCUCACUUUCAUUUUUUUUUCUAUCGCUCGUUCGUUCUUUCUUUCUAUCUGUCUGUCGCUCUCGUUCUUCCUUUUCUUUCUUUCUUUCUCUCUUUCUUUCUUUCUUUCUUUCUAUCGCUCGUUCGUUCUUUCUUUCUAUCUGUCUGUCGCUCGUUCUUUUUUUCUUUCUUUUCUUUCUAUCGCUCGUUCGUUCGUUCUUUUUCUUUCUUUUUUCUUUCUUUCUUUCUCUCUGUCUGUCCUCAUUCUUUUUUCUAUCGCUCGUUCGUUCUUUCUUUCUAUCUGUCUGUCGCUCGUUCUUUCUUUCUUUCUUUCUUUCUAUCGCUCGUUCGUUCGUUCUUUCUUUCUGUCUUUCUUUCUUUCUUUCUCUCUGUCUGUCACUCAUUCUUUUUUUCUAUCGCUCGUUCGUUCUUUCUUUCUAUCUGUCUGUCGCUCGUUCUUUCUUUCUUUCUUUCUUUCUCUCUGUCUGUCACUCAUUCUUUUUUUCUAUCGCUCGUUCGUUCUUUCUUUCUAUCUGUCUGUCGCUCGUUCUUCCUUUCUUUCUUUCUCUCUUUCUUUCUUUCUUUCUUUCUAUCGCUCGUUCGUUCUUUCUUUCUAUCUGUCUGUCGCUCGUUCUUUCUUUCUUUCUUUCUUUCUAUCGCUCGUUCGUUCGUUCUUUCUUUCUGUCUUUCUUUCUUUCUUUCUCUCUGUCUGUCUUUCUUUCUUUUUUUCUAUCGCUCGUUGGUUCUUUCUUUCUAUCUGUCUGUCGCUCGUUCUUUCUUUCUUUCUCUCUUUCUUUCUUUCUUUCUUUCUUUCUUUCUAUCGUUCGUUCGUUCUUUCUUUCUAUCUGUCUGUCACUAGUUCUUUCUUUCUAUCACACGUUCUUUCUUUCUUUAUUUGUCACUCUUUCUUUUUAUGUUUCUUUCUUUCUUUCUUUCUUUCUUUUUCUGUCACUCGUUCUUUCUUUCUUUCUUUUCUUAUCAUUUUUCUCACCCACAUGAUUCUCUCCUUUCUUUUUCUUUCCUCCUCCUCAUUCUUCCUCUCAUAUUUUUCCUUUUUAUCUCUUGCUACUUAUCUUUCCUUAUAUUUCUGGCUUUUCUUUUUCUUCUUUUUUUCUGACUUACAAAUUCUUUUUUCGUGUUCCUUGUCCGUCUUCCACUCUUUCUUCUAUUACAAUACUCACGACUUUUCACAAAAGAUCCGUCUGCCCGCCCAUUAUUCAAAUCAAUUUUCUUUUUCUUUUUCCUCUUUCUUAUUUUUGAUUAUUUAUUCCCAUCACCUCUUCCUUUAUAUCGUUCAAUCUUUUUUUAAAUACAUUAUAUGUUUUUCACUUUGUCAGUUUUCUUUUACUUCUUUUUCUUUCUUUCUUUCAUUGCUAUUUGACAAGAUCACGCUUACUUUCUUUCUUUUAAAAUUAUCCUAUCUUUUAUUCUUUUUUUCCUUACCCUUUUUAAUAACACUUCUUUUCUUUCUUUCUUUCUUUCUUUUUUCUUUUUUCUUUCUUUCUUUUUUUCUUUUUUUAAAAUUAUCCUAUCUUUUAUUCUUUUUUUUCCUUUUUUUAAUAACACUUUCUUUUUCUUUUCUUUCUUUCUUUCUUUCUUUCUUUUCUUUCUUUCUUUUAAAAUUAUCCUAUCUUUUAUUCUUUUUUUCUUUACCCUUUUUAAUAACACUUCUUUUCUUUCUUUCUUUCUUUCUUUCUUUCUUUCUUUCUUUCUUUCUUUCUUUCUUUCUUUCUUUUAAAAUUAUCCUAUCUUUUAUUCUUUUUUUCCUUACCCUUUUUAAUAACACUUCUUUUCUUUCUUUCUUUCUUUCUUUCUUUUAA